Molecule: messenger RNA, 1748 nt
Organism: Fusarium redolens
Lineage: Eukaryota; Fungi; Ascomycota; Sordariomycetes; Hypocreales; Nectriaceae
Exons: 1
Coding region: 257-1432 (391 amino acids)
Source: RefSeq, a predicted model, not a curated record
GCUUACAUGCAUACUACCCACCAUGUGUUAGAUCCCUGCUCAGACCCCACCAAGAAUCCUGUCAAGUGACAGGAUUUGAUCCCCCUGAAUCUUGCCAGCUGACAGGAUUUGACCCCCUGGAAUCCUGUGACUUGACAGGAUUUGGCCCCCUUGAAUUCCGUCAAAUGGCGAGAUUCAGCCCCCCUGAAUCCUGUCGAGGAACAAGAUCUGCUUCCCGGUCGGACUCGAGCUCACUCUUUCACUUUUCGUACUCAUCAUGGCUACCCAAGCCCAAUCCUCUAGUAGCUGUUCUGCUGUUCUCACAGUCACUGUUGAAGGCACUCAGCUUGACAUCAGAGCAGCCUCGAGAGAACAGCCCGAUGCUCUCCGCACGACACUGAUCAAGGCCCUGGGCUUGGUAAAGCUCUCUCCUUCAGACCUUACUCUCCUUCAGCUUCAGGAGAAAUUCCGCGUCUCUCUCGAAGGCACGCGAUCGAAAACACCGGAUCGCCUGUCCGCAGUCGUCUAUUCAUGCAAACGUGGUACCAUUCAAGAGACACUAUGGGAGGCCCAGGUCUGGCGCUACGGCGGGACGCAGCUUGUCGAUGCUGUUCACAGUGCCAUCGGUAGUGUCUCUCUAGAUGGCAAGCAAUCCUCCGACACCAUGGCGCUUCAUCUAUUAGAAGUCGGGGGACAACCUGCUGUCACUGCUUUCCACCUCAUGAACUGCCCUGCGAACCUGGAAGAGUUUGGGAAGGUGAAGGACAAGUUCUUUGCCUAUGGCGGCACAUUCGCGCUGGCAGCAUGUGCCGUUGCGAUAUCUGACAAUGUCCAAGUCAUGGCCUUACUUGAGGGGUUGCCGCCAAACCACAAGAGGGAAUUGGUCGCGCAUCUGUUCUGCGUGAGGCCACACAGUGAUUUCUUCUACAUCGUCCAGGUCGUCUUCACAUCAAAGGAACGCCCACAAACGAAGAGAUGCCGUAUCGGACCUGCCCCCCGCAAACCCAGGAAUCGAGAAGGAGAACGAGCCGCCACCACGAUAGAGGAGGACGAGCAGCCGUGCAAGAGACGAGCAAGGAGGCCCUUGACGCAGCACGCCACUGACAUGGCUUGCCAGCGUGUGCUAUCCCAACCUUCACCCACGGCCAGGCGUGAGAAUCCCAACGAACCGGCAACCGUUGGUGACUCUUCGCCAUCAUACUCGCAUGGAGCCGGAGGAACAGGCAGUUGCCAGACCUUUAGUAAGAGGAUAGAUCCUGCAGGUUCUUGUUCCGGUGAUGGUAAGACCCUUUUUGGUGUCCCCCCCUCUACACCCCCGGCAGGCUUUCAAGGGUUAGGAAGUAUUCGAGCUGACUUGGACACGGCAGACAUGCUUCUAGACAGUAACAGCGAUCCCUUCGAAUAUUACGGUAUUGAACUGGACUCGAUCGACUUCUCUACACCUUCUUUGUGAAUGUUGCCAAGAAAAACACCACUUCUUCAGCGCCGACCUCAAUGCGGGCAGGCCCAUCGAUCUCCUGUUUGUCUCCCGGUCUGGUCAAGAUGCCGUUGAAGUAGAAGGCGGAUUGUCCUCGUUGAGAGAUGAGUAUGAUGUUGCCGGGGAACGUUUCGCGUGGCGUGGGCUCGAGGGCACCGACGAAUGGGCCGCGACACCGGAAGACAAAGGCUACCUUUCCAGUCGUCUACCAGAGCGACUCAUCAGCAAUAUGAACGAUCGCGCACUCGAUAUUCAAGUUCAGAGCUCACCUCGAUUCUGCUGGCCUUUAUCA